UUUUUUACGCUGCCGUCGUAAAUUUUAAAAAUCAGUUUAAAAAUAGGCGUAAAUAAUUUUAAAUUCCUAAUUUCAAAUCCAGUAAAAAAAAAAAUGGGAGUAGAAAAACAAGUUUUAAGAUCUACAAAAAGUCAAAGAGUGUCGUUCGUGCGUUUUGUCAAUCAAGUCAAGCGGCUAGUUGCCAUUUUUUGGAUAAAUUUUGAGGGUAUCCGCGUCCGGUAUACCCAGCUGAAUUACGGCGACCACAUCACCAUCUACACUUACGUCGGUCACCCAUGGGCCUUUGCCGAUGCGGACAAUGAUGAAUAUCUGGUGACAAGCAAGGGCGAGGAAUACUAUAUGCCAAAACCUUGUGAUGGCAAAAAUGUUGAAACCGUUUUUAUCCGACUGCCUGUUUAUUCGUUGAGAGAGUGCUGUUUAACAGCAGCCAAGAAAUAUUAUCUUCCAGAAGAACUGCAAUCCAUGCUGAUACCUGAUCAGAUCAAAUUUGACCUGCGGAAUGACAAAAAAAAACAGGCAAACAGACAUGCCAGCAGUUUUUACUUCAAUUUCAUUAUUAACGAAAGAAUUCGAUGUAGAGUUAAACAUUGUAAGUGUGACGAUGCAUUCGAACUACAUUAGAUAGAAUUGAACAUUCCAGGGAAAUAUUAUUAUCGGUGUAUUGUCUGUACUUUUGUACAUUUCCUUGUCUUAACUCCUUGCCCACAAGAAGGAAUAUUUCUUGCUACAUCUAUCUGCACGAACAUGAGUGACAGUAAAAUAAUGAAAUCAAAUGAAAUUCAAGAGACAAUCACGUCUAAAUACAGACUGUUCAUAGGUUGGAGUUGUAUUUUUACAGGUGUGUUUCUUUUUGAGAGCGUGUUAAACAUUUACUUAACGUAGGAAACCAACAAAAACCGCGGCAAAUAUUUUUAUUUUUGCGAUCUUCUGUUGAGUACCUCGAUUUCAAGUUCUGCCACCAGACCACUCAUAUCCAUCUCUCUCUCGAUGUCAUGUAGUUCUCUCAGAUGCAUCGAAUCGUCGCUGAAUAAUUCUCUCUUCUCUGUCUCCUCCACGUGAUGCCAUGUUGCCGAUGAUGUCGUUGCUGCUGCUGCGUUUCUGUGGUUCAGUUGUUGGCCUCCUGCACCAAGUUUUUGUUCCUCUCCUCCUCUCGCUAAUUCACUCGUUUGGCUGUUC
Messenger RNA from Helobdella robusta, 1176 nucleotides. RefSeq lists its product as hypothetical. Bases 94 to 621 code for a protein of 175 amino acids. NCBI's taxonomy places the organism in Eukaryota, Metazoa, Annelida, Clitellata, Rhynchobdellida, Glossiphoniidae. The record is from RefSeq and is a predicted model, not a curated record. The transcript is spliced from 3 exons.